AUGUGGCUCCAAAGCGAACGCAAAAGACCAUCUCUGGCUGCAUUCGUUCAUCGUGCUGUAGAUGAAGCGGAAAUACCAGAGAGUUACUUCUUACCUUCGUCUGCCAAAUUUCGCAAACGGUGCGCCACAGCAACCGCUGAGCUCCGUGGCCGCAUCCCGGGAUUCAUGAUUCCUUCUUUGAUGAUUCCUGUUUCCAGAUUGCCCCAAGGGGCGACGGGCAAGGUCGACCGCAAAGCGUCACGGGACGCCGUUGUAGCCAUGUCAGACCUCAAGCGCAGUGAAUAUCGCCUGGCUAUGGGGGAGAAGAAGCGCUCCCCAACAACUGAGGCAGAAAGAAAGCUCCAUGCAAUCUGGGUCGAAGUACUCAAGAUACCCGUGAAUGAAAUUGGCAUCGACAACAACUUUUUCCACCUGGGUGGGGAUUCAAUCAAUGCCAUGUAUAUAGCGGCCAGGGCUCGCGCGGAAGGACUUGCUCUGGCCGUGACGGACAUUCUAGAGAAUCCGAUGCUUUCCACCUUGGCCACUCUAGAAUCCAAAGGGCUUGUUGACGGACUAUGCGUCCAUCCCAUUCUCCCUGAGGGCCAAUCAUUCCUUCUCACACAGUGGACCCCAGUAUAUCAAUGCCAUGAUAUCGAAGGCCCAGUCUAUGUAGAUAUGCUACGCGUUGCAUGCGGGACCGUCAUAGCAAACAAUGCUAUCCUCCGCACGGCGUUUAUUCGGGCCGGAAAACGCCUGUUGCAAGUGGUUCUCAAGUCUCUAGAUCGACCUCUUCAACAUAUCACCACGGACGAAAACCUCAUGAUGUACUGCGACAAUCUCUCCCAGGCCGAUGGCCAGAUUUCAUCCACUGUCAAUUCUGCGGCCCUCCAAUUCAGCCUCGUGUCCAACACCAGCACUAGGGACGUCUUGAUCAUUCGUAUUUCACAUGCGCAAUAUGAUGGACUUUCUAUGCCCGUAUUGCUCAACGAUAUAGCGGCCGAGUACUCCGGUAUGAGAACCUGCGCUCCGGUGGAUUUCUCUUCGUACAUGUACUUCCGUGCAUCCAAAACCACAGACAAAUCUGUUGCCUUCUGGCGUUAUUAUCUUCGAGGGUCAUCGAUUGCAAACAGUAGACUCAAGUUCCCUGCUGGGCCCUCUUCACCGCAGCCCCGUCGAGCGGACGACCGGCGUGUCUCCGCCGCAAAAGAGAUACCACUCCCCACCGCACCUGGAGGCAUCACCACCGCCAACCUCGUCAAGGCAGCCUGUGCGUUCGUUCUCGCCCGUCUCACAGCGCAAACGGAUCUCAUUCUCGGCCAGACUGUAAACGGACGCAGUUUGCCCCUCCCCAAUAUCGAUAAGGUCCUCGGCGCGUGUCUGAACUUCAUCCCCUUGCGGGUAACGCUCCAGAAAUCAUGUACAGCCCAUGAACUCCUGCAGCACGUCCAAGCCCAAAGCGUCUUCACCCUGGCCUACGACUACCUUGAUUCUUCGGAGGUCUUCAAACAGAGCACCGACUGGCCGGUCGACACCCGCUUUUCCUGCGUGGUUCAGCAUCAGAAUCUAGAACGGACCCCGGGUCUUCGUCUGCCGGGAACAAAGGCCGCUUUCGCCGGAUGGGCGCAUUUCAUUCCCGCCAGUGGGAUAUGGAUUAUCGCAAGCCCAAGGGAAUCUUCUCUGGACGUGACUAUGUGCACUUCAGAAGGCGGGAUGUCUGCUGAGACGGCGAGAGGGCUGGUAGAGGAGAUAUGUGCGGCGAUUCAAUCAUUUGCGAACUCUCCUGGGGAUAAAUUGGUUGUCUAG
This is a messenger RNA of Aspergillus puulaauensis, 1782 nucleotides long. RefSeq lists its product as uncharacterized. The record is from RefSeq and is a predicted model, not a curated record. Lineage: Eukaryota; Fungi; Ascomycota; Eurotiomycetes; Eurotiales; Aspergillaceae. The transcript is spliced from 2 exons. Gene Ontology annotation, molecular function: catalytic activity; phosphopantetheine binding. Gene Ontology annotation, biological process: amino acid activation for nonribosomal peptide biosynthetic process; secondary metabolite biosynthetic process. Bases 1 to 1782 code for a protein of 593 amino acids. Gene Ontology annotation, cellular component: cytoplasm.